AUGAAGCUCUCUGCAGACACGCUUGAGAUCAUUGCCUGCGCCGUUCUCAUCUCUGUGAGCCUUGUAGGAAACACAUGCUUAUUCUAUUCCACAAGCAAGUGCAUCGCUGGGGGCCUGCAGACCUCCUUUCUUCUCAUCAUCAGCCUUGUGUUCGUCCACCUUACUAAAAACCUGGUGGUGAACAUCCUGAAGAUUGUUUACUCUUCUGGUAUCUUGCUGGAUUCAGCGGGCUGCAAAGUUCUGCAAUUCACUGCAGCCCUGACUACGUCCCUGGCCAUCUGGUUCAUGUUACACUUUGCAUUGCUCUACCUCCGGAAGCUUUACCAAAUUGUCUACCCCUUGAGUGGGGCUGCAAACCCGGAUCCACAGAGGUACUCGUUGAAGGGGGUUUCUGCACUUUGGGUGGCUGGUGUGGCAGUGUAUAUCCCAGUGUUGAUAUACACGAGAAAACCAGAACCCCCGAAUUCUGGAAAUGAUACGGGCUCCUUGUCUACUAACAGAAUGUACCUGGGUUGCUUGACUGGUUUUGGAAAUGACCAGGUAGAGCUCUACUAUGGGAAAAUAUUUCUAGUUUUGGUUGAUAGUCUUCCUUUAGCCAUCUUAGUGUUUGUCUGUCUCUGGAUGGCUCUCCUCCUUUUAGAGAAGAAAAAGAUGACAUAUGGGGACAUCUGGAUUGGAGAUGAUGAUUCAGAAACCGAAGUCCUUCGAGGGGCCAAGUUCAGUAUCUUGUUAAUGUUGCUGAUCACUCCGCUGUGGGUUUCUCACUUUGUCUUAGUCUGCUUCUUGAAGGACUUGGCAACGUGCGUCUUUAUUCCAGCUGUUCUCACAGCCCUCUCUUCCGGCUUCUCCGCUCUCAGUCCUUUCCUGCUUAUGCUGGUUAAUUACAAAAUGAAGCUGGUGUCCUUCUGUGGAAUCAGUCAGGAAAAGUCCACAACACAGCCUGCAGAUGCCAUUCCGUCUCCAUAUGCUUGA
This is a messenger RNA of Arvicola amphibius (Eurasian water vole), 972 nucleotides long. RefSeq lists its product as uncharacterized. Lineage: Eukaryota; Metazoa; Chordata; Mammalia; Rodentia; Cricetidae. The record is from RefSeq and is a predicted model, not a curated record. The transcript has a single exon. Gene Ontology annotation, cellular component: membrane. Bases 1 to 972 code for a protein of 323 amino acids.